UGCUGUCGACACAUAUGUGGUCUGUUCUUUUUCGCUGCACUACUGCACUGAUGCAGUAAGUUAGAAUGAGAAAAAAUAUAUUUAUCUCACUUUAACUUGUUGCAAAACUUCAUCAAAGUUUCAAGUAAUCGCAGAGGUCGCACUUUAAAACUCGCAUUUAAAAAACCGUGUAAAGUUGUAGCGCAUUGUAGUGUUGUUUGAUGCUGUUAUUUUCUCAAUUUUUCUCUAUUGUAUCUUUUCUUCACAAAGUUGUGUCAAUUGAAUCGAAUUGGAAAUUGAAAGAAACCUCUUUGCAAUACUGAAUUUUCACCAAGAAUUUUCAUAAAUGUUAAAAGCCAAUAAAGAUGCUCACGUGAAUCACACACGUGUGUCGACAGCCGCGAUCAUAUGAUCGUCGUUAUGUUGCGUCUCUCUCGCGGAUAAAUCCUUUUUUUUUUAAUUAAUGCCGAUUAUGUUGAAAAGUGAUCGUCGCCGAUCUAUCGGGUCUGUCUCUGGAGCGCGUAGAUCGAACAAGACUCCGCAGAAAUGCAGUCGCAAAAUACUAUUUCUCAACACCUGGAGACCAAGGGAUUCGAUCUGUCGGCUGGAAACACCUGGAUAUAUCCAGAAAAUUAUCCAGUCCGCCAGUAUCAAUAUAACAUAGUUAAAUCCGCUUUAUAUCGCAAUACCAUGGUUUGUCUGCCUACCGGUUUGGGAAAGACUUUCAUUGCCGCCGUUGUGAUGUACAAUUUCUGGAGGUGGUAUCCAUUUGGAAAAAUAGUAUUUCUUGCACCAACAAAGCCAUUGGUUGCCCAGCAGAUCAAUGCAUGCUACGAAGUGAUGGGAAUUCCAAGCAUUGAUAUGAUAGAACUGACAGGUGCGAUAAAUCAGAAGAAUCGUGAUAUAGCUUGGCAUAAGACAAAAAUAAUAUUUGCUACUCCUCAAGUGUUUCAUAAUGAUCUUGAAAGAUUUACUGUCCCGAGUCAAUUAAUCAAAUGCGUUGUAGUAGAUGAAGCUCACAGGGCUUUGGGUAAACAUUCAUAUUGUGAGUGUAUCAGAAUAUUAUCUGCACAAAAUCCACACUUUAGAGUAUUGGCACUUUCUGCUACACCUGGAAAUAAAAUAGACAAUGUUCAUGAAGUAAUACAAAAUUUAAAUAUUGCUCAUUUGGAAUUGAGAGAUGAGAACUCAAUUGACAUAGUGCCAUAUGUUAAUAAGAGAAAAAUAGAUAUUAUUUUGGUACCUCUUAGUGAUGAAUUGGCUGCGUUCAAAGAGAGAUAUAUUAUUAUCAUGGAUCGUCAUGUUAAGUUUCUUAUACAGUGUAAUGUAUUGCGAGGUCAUACUGCAAACAUAUCUAAAGGAAGGGUAUUUUACUUGUUAAGGGAAUUUAAAAUGAAGACAGACAAAUCUGGGAAUUAUGGACAAAUUAUAAAGACAUUGAAUAUAUUGUUAACUAUGUAUCACGCUUAUGAACUUAUGAUUAGGCAUGGAUUGCGUGCCUUCUGUAAAUUUUAUGAAACUCAUUCUGAUAAAUUUUGGAUUCACAAUGAAGAUCGAUUACGAGAUUUACUUCGUGACAUAGAAACUUAUCUCGGGCCGUUUCCAGAGUUGUAUCCUAAUGGAGAUGUAUCUGAGAUAUCUACAGAUAUCGUAUUUGGUCAUAAUAAAUUUUACAAAUUGAAAGAGUUGCUUGAGCAUCACUUCAAUAGCAACAAUGGCGAACGAAAGGAUACAAGAGCUAUCGUUUUUGUCGAAUACAGAGACAUAGUCAAUGAGGUUUAUAUUUUGCUUUUGCAAUCAAAACCAAUAAUUAGGCCACAGAUGUUUGUUGGCCAAGCGAGUCAGAAGCAAAAGCAACAAAUAAAAGCGUUGGAAGACUUUCGAAGUAAUCGGGUGAAUGUCCUGAUUUCGACAAGUAUAGGUGAAGAAGGAUUGGAUGUCGGAGAGGUAGACUUAAUAAUAUGUUUUGAUGUAUCACAACAUUCUCCGACACGACUGGUUCAAAGAAUGGGUAGAACAGGGCGCAAGCGAGAUGGUCAUAUAAUUGUUCUUGUUACAGACGGGAAAGAACAUGAGAAUUUGAAGUCUACGUUUUCGAAAAGGGACUCUCUGAACAAUAAAAUAUUAAAUACAAGCAACAUAUCAUCUUCCUUGUAUAAUAAUAAUCCUAGAAUGAUACCAAAUCAGUUUACUCCAGAAUGUCACAAGAUACAUAUUACACCAUUACAAAGUGCUACACCAGUUAUAAAUCGUAAAAGGAAGAGGAAAAAUGUUAAUGAAAGGAAUGAAGCAUCCAAUACAAAACAGAAAGCAAGUUUAUCUAAAAAAGGAAAUCCAAAUCAAUCAAAAUCAAUAACGAAAUUUCUUGUCGAUGGUACAUGUAACGAAAAAAAUCGGGAUAACACAUGUAAUAUUCUUACUCAGUUAACAACACAAAAUAGCAAGUAUAAUAAUAACAUAAAUCCUAAUAAUGUCAAACUGUUAACUGACGACACCGCGGGGAUUGAUUUCCUGACAUUAUGCGCACUAAAGAAAUCGGAGGAAGAGAUGUCUUCAGAAGCUGUAUCUCAAAUGGAUACGACUUACAUCCCUGUGUCAAAGUCGUUUGAUUUGUUCAGUUUCAUAGUACCUGACAUAGAAAUUAUUAAUUGUUCAUCUUUUUUAGAUAAUUUAACAGUAGACAAUUUAACGCAAUAUAAAGACAAUGAAAAUAAUUCAUCUACACAAUGUAAAAACAAUGAAGAUAAGAAUAUUGACAAUAAUGAUUACAUCAAUUUUGAUGAUAACUUUUGGGGCACUAUCCGAAAUGAGAGGAAUGUUAUUAAUAACGAUGAAAUAAGAUUUGAAGAUAUACUUGAUGAGAGUUCCGAUUCGAACGAAACAACAAUUUCACAUCUAAACCAACGAAUUACAGAUAUAGAGAUAAAUACAAAUGAACCAUCUACAUCUCAUACGAAAGUGGAUAACAAAGUUAUAACUGGUGCAAGAGCCGAAUUGUCAACUAAUAUACUAGAAGACCUAGAACCUUCUAUAUUUGAGAACAUAUUAAAUGACUCAUUUAGUUCAAUCGACGAUGAUUUAAAUGAUAAGGAUGAUACAUUAUUGCGAAAUACGAUAUCUCCGAAUCAUUUAAAUGUUUCUACUGAAAUUCCAGAAGAAAUUAAUGUAACGCACAAGACUGACGUUAAUACCUUUCUUAAUGAAGAUAAUGUCGCUACUGAUCAAAUUUUAUCAGGAUCUAUAAAACUUACUAAAUCUUACGAAAUAAAUAGAUUCGCUAGUUUUAUAGAUGAAGUGCAAGAUGUGGAUUUUAAUAGUGAUGUUGAUCUAAGUGAAUUUGUUAAGCAUGACUCUAAUAAAAAUAAGCCAAUAAAUCAGAAUAACUCAAUACAUCAGAACAAGUCAAUACACAAUUCCAAAGCUGAAGAGAGUUUGUUGUCCAUAACUCAAGCCAUUGACGAAAUAGCACAAGUGAAAGAAAAAGUGAAAACGUCAAGAUCUUCUGUAAGUAAAGAAAAAUUGACUAACGAGAAUAGUAUUGGUUGGAUUUCAGUCAAUAUUAAAAAUGACAUUAAAGUUGGGAAAAACGAUACAAAUUCGAAAACAAAUAACAUUAUAUCAUCAAAUACUUAUUGCAAUUCUGCUGCUAAAUCACAUACGGUUAAACAAUAUCUCGAUUUCCUAGAUGAUUCCGAUGAAGAUUUUAUGAUUACAGAGGCUAACGUUAACAAAUUUAAUGAGCUUGAAAGUUGUUAUUUUCACAAUUCAUCAAAAGAUGAUAUUAGCUGCAUGCCCAGUACAUCGAAAAACUCGGGAAUAAAAAACGGUUAUGUUGAUAAUACAUUGAAAAAUUUAAAUACUAAAGACAGUUAUUUUGAUAAUAUGUCUAAAAGUUUGAAACCAUGUGAAAUAUCGACGCCGAAACAUGAUAAACGUCCGAAAUUGUCUUUGAGGCGAAAUAAAGCUCAGCAAGUUUCGGAUACGAUAGAUUUGAGUUUUUUUAAAGCGCCUAAUAAAUGCGUAAACGACACAACAGACAGAAAUAUUUUAAAUUCUAGCUCUGAUGCGCGAAAGCAAAUCUUUUCUUUAAACCAAAAGCUUGCACAGAAGAAAAGCAAACGUAGACUUAAACGCGAAAUCAUUGCCAGGAAUGAGUUUAUAGAUGACGAAGCAGAAGUAGAGUCCGAUGCCAGCACGGACGAAAUUAUUACAGAUGAUGAGGAUCUUGGAGAUUUCGUGAGCUAUACACAAAUCCCGCAAGAUCAAAUAGACAUGCACGCGCAUUAUCUGCAAACCAUCAAAAGUCCGAUAAAGAGACCAGGCGCCUUCUAUUUUAGAAAACCACGGUCACCCGAUCCUAAUAUACAGAUUUACUCACAGUUUUCACCACGAAGAGAAGACUCGUAUAUUAAUGAUUCGUUUUGUGUCGCGGGAGAUGCUGAGCCAAGCACACUGGUCCAUAACGAUUCGUUAUUAGAUAAAUUGGAAAGGGAAUUGGAACAAAAGAGACGGAAACGUCUCUAUUCCGAUAACGAUACGAAACAUACCAAAAAGAAAAAGAUGAAUAAUAUCUUAAAUUGCUCUGUGAGCAGCGAAGAUGAGAUCGAACAAUUGCGUGUACAAGUUCAGGAGGACUAAUUGAGGAAGUGAAUAAAAAUGUGAAAUCAAGCUGUGAUGCGUUAAUAAUAAGUUAUAGAACGCAGUAAGCAAAUUUAUUUUCAUAUGUACAGAAUGUGAAUACUCGUUAAAUGUUUAUAUGUAUUUUUAUACACCAACGUAUUUGUAAUAAAAUUAUGUACAGAUCUAUCUUUAUAAUCAAAUGACACAACGACUUAUAAACGACAGCAUUUCUUCGUAUCUUUUUCUCCCGUUUAACGCGUGAUUUCCUAUCUAAAAUACACUUUACCUCAUCUACUGAAAAAUCUUCUAAUGAUAUUUUUAUUGUUAAGUGUAUAUAUAUAUAUAUAUAUAUAUUGCGGUAAAAAAAAUGAUUUGUAUAUAACUUAUUUAUAACUUACAUCCUUUUAUAUAUUGAUUCAUGAUGAAUUCAUUACGAAUCUAUUAAUAACAUCUUUCAAUUAGUUACAAUCAAUAAUAUUAUUUUUAACGGUAGGAGACAAGUUGCACGCAUAAAAUUAUGCAAUGUUAUAUGAAAUUAAUCGAAAUAUUGUUAAUACAUUUUUUUCAUAUCGUUGUUGCUUCUAGUGUUUGAUAUCUAAUGUCAAAUGUCAUAUUUAUCUAGAAAUGUCAGUGUCCAGAUAUCGAUAACAGAACAAUAAGUAAGCCAUUAUGUCAUGACUAUAGAAUGCGCAAAGUAUCUUUUUAGAUAUGAGAGUUAAAAACCAUUAGUAGGUAGACACAAAAUAUAUCAGUAAGUUACAAUGUAUACAGGUACGAAGUAUAUAAAGAGCUGUAUGUAAACUAUCAUGUCUCAGUUCCAAAUUUCUGUCGAGUGAAAGCACCUCGACAUCGUUGAAAAAGUCUCUUGAAAGUACUUUCCACAAAAUAGAGUGGAAUAACUAAAUAGCAAAUAAUUAAGAAAUAGCGUUACGCCGCAGUUGUAAUUUAAGUGCAUUUAAAUUAGGCUUGGUCGAAUUAAGAAAAGAUGUAUCGUGCAAUAAUCAUUUGUUUGAUUGUUAUUGGAUAUACGGAGGCAAACAAUCAUCCGUUAUAUCAAGAUAGGCUAACAAGACAAACGACUUCUGACUUUCCGUAUCCAACCUAUUCGGAUAAGCUGGUUACAACCGUACCUCCUACAGUCUCUUUGUCUUCGCCUUCCCCGUCUUCGACUUUGUCUUCUCUGUCUGUUUCGCCCUCUUCGCCUUCAACAGAUAAGGUUUCUGACAAGAAAAAUCUCGAAGAAUCAACUGCAGUAUCCAACUGGCGCGGCAAGUUAUAUUAUUAUAGCGAAAUUGGUGGCAAAUAUUUACAAGAAGUCGCCACAGCAAUUCUUCUUGGCUCAUCUCUUGUGCGCAUAGUUUGCGAAUACACAUCGCUCUGCUCCUAUCUGGCGGCAAGAUUAUUGUCAGAAGAAGUUACCCGUGCAUUAACACUGUAGUCCAAUUUUAAUGAGUUGAUUAACCAAGUCUACGAUGCAGUGGAAAACUACUCCAAGAUGCAGAAAAGUGAUUAAUACUAUUUACGUAUUUUAUUAAUCGAAAUUUUUACUAUACUUUUUGGCUUUAAUAUCCCUUUUUUUUCAUUAUUACAUUGUACUGUUUAUGUACUUUAUGUUAUAUUAGUAUUGUGCUUAUUUUUGCAUUUGAUUUGCUUUAUGUAUUAUGAAUACGUUUUACAUGUUAGACAAUCUUCUGCAAUGAUGUGUGUACAUUAAAAACGUUUCAAUAAAAAAAAACGAUAAAACGU
Molecule: messenger RNA, 6345 nt
Organism: Monomorium pharaonis (pharaoh ant)
Lineage: Eukaryota; Metazoa; Arthropoda; Insecta; Hymenoptera; Formicidae
Gene: Fancm
Product: Fanconi anemia group M protein
Exons: 15
Coding region: 526-4617 (1363 amino acids)
Biological process (GO): interstrand cross-link repair; replication fork reversal; double-strand break repair via synthesis-dependent strand annealing
Molecular function (GO): ATP binding; 3'-5' DNA helicase activity; four-way junction helicase activity
Source: RefSeq, a predicted model, not a curated record